GCCGACCACACAUCCCAACGCUUGACCAUGUCAGAGCUCAAAAACUAUCAAAUCGACUUGAUCGAACAAGCAAUGUCGGUCGAAGCACUCAAAUUUGGGUCAUUUACCUUGAAAUCCGGGAGAAUAUCUCCCUAUUUUUUCAAUGCGGGGCUCUUGAGUACAGGAAACAUUCUCUCAGCUCUAGCCAAAGCCUUUGCAUCUACCAUAGUCGCUGCUCAAGCCGAUGCUGAAAAUCCCAUCCCUGAAUUUGACGUUCUCUUCGGUCCGGCAUACAAAGGGAUUCCUUUUGCUGCUCUAACGGUGAUGCAGCUAUUCGAUCAACACCAGAUAUCUGUGGGUCUGGCGUACGACCGGAAGGAGACAAAGGAUCAUGGAGAGGGAGGGAACAUGGUCGGUGCAUCCGUGACCGGGAAACGCGUUCUCAUUUUGGACGACGUCAUGACAGCAGGUACUGCCGUUCGUGCUGCUAUCGAGCUAGUACGAAAGCAUGGUGGACAGGUAAUUGGUGUCGUUCAGUGUCUUGAUCGUGAAGAGGUCGGACAAGAUGGUGUCAGUAGCACGGCCAAGGAGGUCGAAAGCAUACUUGGAAAAGGACGCGUCAAGGCGAUACUGAAGAUGCGCGAUUUGAUGGUCUGGUUGGAGAAGAAAAACAUGCAGGACCAGCUGCUUCAGAUGCGAGAAUACUGGGAUCAUUACGGUUUGAAGCAGUAAGAUUCUUUUAGUUUAAACUUUGGUACGUAUCGUUAGAUAUCUUUCGUUACGUUUUGUUUUUGAAUAGGGAUAACACUUGACGGGUACUGAUUGAAAAACUUUGUUAAAGCUCAGGCUGAGUCAAGACUUAUAAAAUCAAAAUAAAUAUGGAGACCCAUUGGGGUCCACCAC
Marasmius oreades (fairy-ring Marasmius) is the source of this 882-nucleotide messenger RNA. RefSeq lists its product as uncharacterized. Lineage: Eukaryota; Fungi; Basidiomycota; Agaricomycetes; Agaricales; Marasmiaceae. Gene Ontology annotation, biological process: pyrimidine ribonucleoside biosynthetic process; 'de novo' pyrimidine nucleobase biosynthetic process; pyrimidine nucleotide biosynthetic process. Gene Ontology annotation, cellular component: cytoplasm. The transcript has 2 exons. Gene Ontology annotation, molecular function: orotate phosphoribosyltransferase activity. The record is from RefSeq and is a predicted model, not a curated record. The coding region runs from base 28 to 711 and encodes 227 amino acids.